Molecule: messenger RNA, 2065 nt
Organism: Schizosaccharomyces japonicus yFS275
Lineage: Eukaryota; Fungi; Ascomycota; Schizosaccharomycetes; Schizosaccharomycetales; Schizosaccharomycetaceae
Product: mRNA export receptor
Exons: 1
Coding region: 48-1886 (612 amino acids)
Biological process (GO): mRNA transport; mRNA export from nucleus; mRNA processing
Cellular component (GO): cytoplasm; nuclear RNA export factor complex; nucleolar peripheral inclusion body
Source: RefSeq, a predicted model, not a curated record
CUUUCUUCCACUCGGCACGCUUGUAGCGUUCGCCAACACGGUUCAAGAUGCUGCGUCGUAAACGGGACCGUAGGGCAGCGAAAAAGGACUCUGAAAUGGCUGUCGACGUGUCUUUGAGUAGGAGACGGGAGACGCCGCGGUCUCGUAAGAAAGAACCGCCAAUUUCGGUUGUUAUCACCGGCCAUACGAAGGCUUCGGAAGACGACUUAAUCAAUUUCGUUUGGAGAAAGGCCAAGGUGCGUCUACUGAAUGUCACAUACUCUCCAGCGUCUGUAACGGCGGUGGUGAAGGCGGUUGAGUUUCCGAGACUCAACAGCUUGAAUGGAGUUGCUUUUGCUGGAGACUGUUUAGCAAUUCGUCGGACAGACGGUGGAACGGGAGACACAAGCUCUACCGCGCGACGGAACAGAGAGAAAAGAAAGCGUAAGGCGGCAGCCCACGCUAAAAAAGCAGAUGCGACACUCGGAUUGUCCUCAUCUGCAAACGAAACAAUUCAAAACUUAAAACGGUUCCUCGAACAGCGUUACAACGCUGAGGCGAAAAUGCUGGACUUAAGUGCCAUGCACGAAGACCAAUUUCUGCGUCAAAUGGGUAUUCUCGCCGAGGCCUCUACAAAAAGCAAAAUGUUCCCGGCACUCAUGAAAGUGGCAUCCAUGUAUUUCAAGGAUGUUCAGUCUGUGAACCUUACAAAAAACAACAUUACCUCCGUUACCCCUAUCACCACACUCGCUCAAACAUGGCCCAAGCUGCUUAAUCUCUGCUUGUCUGAUAAUAACAUCACAACAUUGGCUGAUCUAGACCCUUGGGCCGGAAAGUCGAAGCUUGCUUGUCUACAGGAGCUCGUGCUUCUUGGCAAUCCAAUUGUAACCGUUACCUUCGCUGGAAAACCGGAGGCGUAUAUGACUGAGAUUGUUACUCGAUUUCCAAAUCUUAAAAUGCUGGACGGCGCCGUUGUGCCACCAAAUCUCAUGGCUGCUAAGCACCAACUUGCUUUCCCUACACAUUCCGGAUUCUUUGAUUCAGAAGAAACCCAAAAACUCGUCCUUUCCUUUUUAGGUGCCUUCUUCAAUGGAUGGGAUGGUGAUCGAAAAACUACCAUCCAACAGAUGUACUCACCGACGGCACGCUUCUCAGUUUCUGUCAACUCCUCAGUUCCACGGAGCUCGCGGCAGAAUGCUUCGCAUGCGAAUACAGAAAUGGGACAACGCUGGUCUAGCUAUAAGCGUAGAAGUCGUAACUUGAUGUAUGUGAAGUCUGCUCCUGAACAAACGCUUCGUUUGUCGCAAGGCCAGGAUGAUAUCUUAAAAACAGUUACUGCUCUUCCCGAAACAAAACAUGAUAUGUCAGAUGCGUCACAAUGGCUUAUUGAAUCGUGGAAUAUCACGCUUCCGUCCUGUGGACCCGCGAUAAAAAUUAUUGUUCACGGGCGAUUUGAGGAGCCAAAGAACAAACAUUUAGCGCGCAGUUUUGAUCGGUUUUUGCUUAUUUUACCAGGUGGUCCUACAGGUGUGCAGGUGAUUAACGAUAUGCUAGUUUUACGGCCUUAUGUUGGCCCCGGCGCUUGGCAGAACACUCUUCCUCAGCCGACACAACCAGUAGUAGUGCAACCAGCACAACCAGCGCCUGUUGCACCUGUACCUGUUACUGCAAGUGGCACACCUGUUGCACCAGCUACACCUGCUCAAGUGUUGCCUGUAGAACAGCAGCAACAAAUGCAACUACAAAUUCAGCGUGAGCUUGUUGCAAGGGUUAAGGCGGAAACCGGGCUGAACGAUGUUUUUGCCGAAAUGUGCUGUCAACAAAAUAACUGGGACUACAAUCGAGCAAUAGCCGCGUUUACAGAGCUGAAACAGCGGGGUGUCAUUCCUCCCGAAGCCUUCCGUUAGCUGUACUGUUUCGUCACGAUUCGGACACACACCUUUGUUUAUAGAGUUUUUGUUCGUUUGCAUGUUUGGAUCUUAAUGAGACAAGUUCAUAUAAAAAAAAGAAUGGAUUAUGCGAGUUAUUUUUUACGAGAGGAAAUCUGAUACAGAAGAAGGACUUAUCAAUGAGACAUUAGGUUCUA